AUGGCCUCCCAAUCCUCCCCACCACCCUUCCAAACCGCCCUCCUAGCCGGCGCCCUCGCCGGCACCACCGUCGACCUCUCGCUCUUCCCUCUCGACACACUCAAAACCCGCCUCCAAUCCGCCCAAGGCUUUUUUGCGAGUGGCGGCUUCCGCGGCAUCUACCGCGGCGUAGGCUCCUGCGUCAUCGGUUCCGCGCCCGGUGCCGCUUUUUUCUUCGUUACUUAUGAGACUACCAAGGGGUUUCUUUCUUCUUCUGCUCCUCCUCCUCCUCCUCCGACGACGGGUUCGACGACGGGUUCGACACAUAAAACGGGGGAGGAUGUAAAAGGGAAGGGUGGGCGCUUCAGUCAUCCGGGGGUACAGCAUGGAAUCGCGGCAAGUCUGGGUGAGAUAGCCGCGUGCGCGAUUCGCGUGCCGACCGAGGUGAUCAAGCAGCGGGCGCAGGCGGGUCAGCAUGGCGGGUCGAGCUUGAGCAGUUUGCUGCACAUCUUGCACCAGCGGGGCGCGAUCGGUCUCACGGGUGUGUGGCGCGAGCUGUAUAGGGGCUGGGGCAUAACUGUUAUGCGCGAAGUGCCGUUUACCGUGUUACAGUUUCCGCUUUGGGAAUCACUCAAGAAAUGGGGACGGGAGCGCCGCCAACGGACAGGAAGGGGACUUUUUGGUGAUUCCGCGACGGGUAAAAACGAAAAGGACGUGAGUGCUCCCGAAAGCGCGCUGUAUGGAAGUCUGGCGGGCGGGUUCGCGGCGGCGUUGACGACGCCGUUGGAUGUGCUCAAGACGAGGAUCAUGUUGAGCGAGAGGAGGGAGGGGGUGGUUAGUCUAAUAAGAAAAAUUUGGAGGGAUGGGAAGACGAAGACUGGGAGUGGGAUCAGACCGUUCUUUAGUGGGAUUGGACCGAGGGUGAUGUGGAUUAGUAUCGGAGGAGCGAUUUUCUUGGGGAGUUAUCAGAGUGUUGUUAAUGCUUUUGAGGGGACGACGAGGAAGAGCAAGAGUGGUGAGGAGCUUUCGCUUUAA
Neurospora tetraspora is the source of this 1014-nucleotide messenger RNA. RefSeq names its product mitochondrial carrier domain-containing protein. Lineage: Eukaryota; Fungi; Ascomycota; Sordariomycetes; Sordariales; Sordariaceae. The record is from RefSeq and is a predicted model, not a curated record. The transcript has a single exon. The coding region runs from base 1 to 1014 and encodes 337 amino acids. Gene Ontology annotation, molecular function: S-adenosyl-L-methionine transmembrane transporter activity. Gene Ontology annotation, cellular component: mitochondrial inner membrane.